CUCUUCCUAUUCUAUAUAUCCUUCCUUCCUGGCCACUCGUCCUUCCUACCUCCGUUACCUUGAGCACCACCAUCACCAUGAUGUCGACGGUUGACUAUAAGCCCGACAGCAUACACGUCGAGAAGACCUCUCUUCCUCCUUCCUCUUCCUACCAUGAGAACGACACCAAGGCCGCUGAUGCGUCUCAUAUUGAGGACAUGGGCGACAAGAGCCACCAUACGCCAGCGGUCAAUAUCAUUCAAAACCCUUUGAGACGCUUCGCACCUGAAAAGGUUGUCGAGGAUGCCAAGCUUUUCGCCAACGGUCACAAUCUUGCUGAAUAUAGCGAUCUUUUUGGCCGGGCUGCCCUUGUUGCUCGAGAAGGCAAGCACUUCGACACCAUCAGUGUGCUCACUCCAGAGGAAAAAACUGCUCUUGAGUACGAAAGAGAUCACAAAUGGCACGGUCCUCGGAUGCUCUGGUACUCUAUCGCUCUUUGUGCUAUCGGUGCUGCCACACAAGGUUGGGAUCAAACUGGUUCUAACGGUGCGAACUUGUCUUUCCCAGAAGAAUUCGGUAUUGCGGGUGAAGGCCGAGACGAAUGGAUCGUCGGUGCUGUCAAUUCAAUCAUCUUCUUAACUGCCGGCUGCAUUGGUGCAUUCAUUGUCGACCCUCUUAACCACUACCUCGGUCGUCGAGGUGAAAUUUUCCUCACCGCCUGUUGUCUUACCGCCACCCCGAUCGCUUCCGCAUUCACUCACUCUUGGCAAGCUCUCUUUGCUGUUCGUUUCGUCAUGGGCAUUGGUAUCGGCGCGAAGAACGCUACUGUCCCCAUCUUCUCUGCUGAGAUUGCUCCCGCUAGGGUUCGAGGUGCUUUGGUGAUGUUCUGGCAGCUUUGGGUCGUUGCUGGUAUCUUCCUUGGUUUCGCUGCCAAUGUUAUCGUCAAGAAUACCGGCCAGAUCGCCUGGCGUCUUCAACUCGCCUCCGCUUUCAUUCCCGCCUUCAUCCUCAUGCUCGGUAUCUGGUUCACCCCUGAAUCUCCUCGUUGGCUCAUGAAGCACGGAAAGUACGACAAGGCAUUCCACUCUUUCCUGCGUCUGCGAGCCCACCCCAUUAUUGCGGCAAGGGACUACUACUACUCUCACGUUAUCUACCAAGAAGAGCUCUCCUUGGCUAAAGGGUCCAACUACUUUUCUAGGUUGUGGGAUUGUUUCAGGGUGCCUAGAAUCAGGAGGGCGAACUAUGGUGCUUCUACUGUUAUGCUCGCUCAGCAGAUGUGCGGUAUCAACAUCAUCUCAUUCUACAGUUCAACCAUUUUCACGGACGUCGGUUAUACUGAUACCCAGGCUCUUUAUGCCUCUCUGGGUUACGGUGCCGUCCAAGUUGUGUUCACCAUCCCUACAUUGUUCAUGAUCGAUACCGUUGGUCGAAGGAGGUUGUGUUUAAUUACUUUCCCCCUCAUGUGCAUUUUCCUUCUCGCCGCCGGUCUCUCUCUUCUCAAAGACAGCGGCAGCCGUGGCUCUCAAAUCGGUCCCGUUGUACUCUUUGUCUACCUCUUCACCAUCGCCUAUUCUCUCGGUGAAGGACCCGUCGCUUUCCAGUACUCUGCAGAAGUCUUCCCUACUAUUCAGCGAGAACAGGGUAUGGCUUGGGUGGUGUUCAUUAACAACUUCUUUGCCGGUGUCCUUAGUAUAACCUUCCCCCGUAUGCGAACCGUCAUGACAUCUACCGGUGCUUUCGGUUUCUACGCGGGUCUCAAUUUGAUUGCAUGGGGAAUGAUUUUCUUCUUCGUUAGGGAGACCAAGCAGUUGACUCUGGAGGAAAUCGAUCAGGUCUUCUCCGUCCCAACGGCGCAAUUCGUAUCUUACGAAACCCGAGUCCGCGUCCCCUGGUUCUUCAAGCGAUACCUUUUCUUCCAGAAGCACAUCCCCACCCCACCACCUAUGAUUGGCGGCGCCGAUGAUGAGGAUGACUACAAAAAUGAGAAGGGGGCGACGGCUUGAAUGGGGGGCGUAGAGGAUAGAUUUUAAUAUUAAUUAGCGUCUCAUAUUGUCUUGUGUGGGUUUUUAGGUUAGUGAACAGUAGCUUAUCGGUUGGGAGAGGGUUGAUAAUCUGGGUAUUGGGAGCAUUAUCAACAGGUUUUGGCAUGUAUCAUCCGUUGUCCAUCUGUU
Cryptococcus deneoformans JEC21 is the source of this 2150-nucleotide messenger RNA. Its product is annotated as sugar transporter, putative. The transcript is spliced from 8 exons. The record is from RefSeq and is a predicted model, not a curated record. Gene Ontology annotation, cellular component: membrane. The coding region runs from base 78 to 1982 and encodes 634 amino acids. Lineage: Eukaryota; Fungi; Basidiomycota; Tremellomycetes; Tremellales; Cryptococcaceae. Gene Ontology annotation, biological process: transmembrane transport. Gene Ontology annotation, molecular function: myo-inositol:proton symporter activity.